Messenger RNA from Mycotypha africana, 1831 nucleotides. RefSeq names its product Endonuclease/exonuclease/phosphatase. The coding region runs from base 351 to 1805 and encodes 484 amino acids. Gene Ontology annotation, biological process: base-excision repair. The transcript has 2 exons. Gene Ontology annotation, cellular component: nucleus. The record is from RefSeq and is a predicted model, not a curated record. NCBI's taxonomy places the organism in Eukaryota, Fungi, Mucoromycota, Mucoromycetes, Mucorales, Mycotyphaceae. Gene Ontology annotation, molecular function: endonuclease activity; phosphoric diester hydrolase activity; DNA-(apurinic or apyrimidinic site) endonuclease activity.
UCUACUUUGUAUUUAGAACUUUUUUAUAAGCAAAUGAGGAUUUUAACAUGGAAUGUUAAUGGUCUCAUCACCACAUUGCAGUAUUAUCCUUGGUCAGAAACAAAGUCUUACAAGGUAAGAGUUUUUUUUUUUUUAAUCCAGAUAUGCUUUAUAACAUUGAAUAUUUUACUGACACCAUCAAGAAAAUAAAAAGGUUCUUUUAGACACGCUCAAUUCAGACAUACUCUGGUAAAGGAAAAAGUAGUCUCGGUUUUCAUAUUCGUGCUAUAGUUUAAAAAUAUCGAUCUAAUAGAUGUUGUAAACUUAGUUUUCAGGAAGUAAAAUGUUCCAGAAAGAAAGUGCCGAGAGAAAUGGCCCUUGUUCCCGGUUAUCAAGCUUAUUUCUCAUUUUCCAAAGCAAAAUUGGGCUACUCAGGAGUGGUCGUAUAUGUUAAAGAGGAUACAAUGAUUCAACCUUACCAUGUCUAUGAAGGCAUCACUGGUAUAUUGGACACUAAAAAACAACACCAUGACGAUGCAUUUGAUUAUAACUUCAAUACACCUGCUCAUCAACUUGAUGCAGAAGGACGAUGCAUCAUAUUGGAUUUCGGUUAUUUCAUUCUGUUCAAUGUGUAUUUUCCUCACGAGUCAGAUGAGACAAGAUCAGAGUUUAAGAUGGACUAUCACCGCUGUGUACAGAAGCGAAUAGAUAUAUAUCUACAGCAAGGGAAGCAAGUAAUUCUUGUAGGAGAUAUUAAUGCUGUUCAUGAAGAAAUUGAUCACUGCGAUCCAAAGCAAAGUAUGAAGGAACAUGGUAUAGAUGACUUUAAGGACUUACCACAUAGAAGGUGGAUAGACAAUAUGAUUGCUCCAAAAGGACCAUUGAUUGAUAUGACGCGUUAUUUUCAUCCCCAACGGCAAAAAAUGUUUACGUGCUGGAACACGAGACUCAAUUCUAGACCAAGCAAUUUCGGCACACGAAUAGAUUAUAUACUUACAUCUGAAGGCAUGAAAAAACAUUUCAAAUAUUCUGAUAUUCAAGCCGAUAUUAUGGGAUCAGAUCAUUGUCCAGUGUACGCAGAUUUUGCUCCUAUCCCCGAAGUCUUAAACGAUGAAAAGCAAUAUAAAGUAAAUAACGGAUCACCUUUACUAUCAAUGAAUUUUGCUGAAUUUAGACAUCAAGAGAAAUUAUUUAAUUACUUUUCGACGGGUAACAAACCUGCUGCUUCUAACAUUGCUGCCAUUGCUACUGUUACUUCUACAACUGAUGUUGCCUUCCCGUCUACUGUAACCGGUUCAUCGAUUGUUAACAGCCAAAAGCGAAGUAUAGAAAGCUCUUCUCCUAUUAACCCAGACUCUUCUCGGCUUAAACGAUUCAAAGCAUCUGAGAAAAGUUCAUCACCCACUAACAGCAGGACUAUUAAGAACAACAAGAGAAUCGAUUUGUUUUUUCAAAAGAAGCCGACGUCACCACAGAAAAGCCCACAAGCAACAGCGGAAACGAAUAUUGCUGCCACAACAAUACCGGUGAACAGAAGCGAUUCUCAAAGCGAUAGUGACCAUAGCAGGCGUUUGGAUACCUUUACAUUUAUACCACCCAAUGAGGAUACAACAAAAAAAGCAUGGACAUCUAUUUUCCAAACGCCAGAAAUACCUAAAUGUAAAGGCCAUGGCUUGCCUUGUCUCGAAAGAACAGUGACAAAAAAAGGCCCUAAUUUAGGCCGCGUCUUUUACAUCUGCUCAAAACCAAAAGGGCCUGAAGGUGCACCACCAGAUGAGUAUCAAGAGUAUCAAUGCGAUUUUUUUCUUUGGAAGAAGAAACGGUAGAGGAUUACAGUGUUUUAGCUUCAACU